GUCACCACAUCAUGUCAAACAACUACCAACUAUGAGGUGCCUCCCACUCCUCAGCUGCCAUUAAAGCAUGUAGAUACACCGGGAUCUACGAGGUCCUGCAAGAGCGUCGAGAUAAGGCGAAAGCAGUCACGGAGUCAGAGUGUGGUUCAGGCCAUGGAGGAGAGCUAUGAGGUGGACCUGGUCUACAUCACGGAGAGGAUCAUCUCCGUCUCUUUCCCCGCCGCCGCCGAGGAGCACAGCUACACCACCCACCUCAAGGAGGUGGCGACGAUGCUGCGGUCCAAACACGGCGAACAUUAUCUGAUGCUCAACCUGAGCGAGCAGAGGAACGACAUAUCAAAGUUAAACCACAAGGUUCUGGAGUUUGGCUGGCCAGACCACCAUGCACCAGCGCUGGACAAAAUCUGCAGCAUGUGCAAGGCCAUCGACACGUGGCUCAAUGGAGACCCACGCAACGUGGUUGUAUUACACAACAAGGGGAACCGAGGUCGAACGGGGGUGGUGGUGGCUGCGUACAUGCACUACAGCAACAUAUCUGCAAGUGCUGACCAGGCGUUGGACAGGUUUGCCAUGAGGCGCUUCUACGAGGACAAAGCACUUCCUGUGGGUCAGCCAUCGCAGAAAAGGUAUGUGCGAUACUUCAACGGCCUCCUGUCCGGACACAUAAAAAUCAACAACAAGCCUCUGUUCCUGCAUCAUGUUAUCAUGCACGGCAUACCCAACUUUGAGUCCAAAGGAGGCUGCCGUCCUUUCCUGAAGAUCUACCAGGCAAUGCAACCAGUCUAUACGUCAGGAAUAUACAACGUGCAAGGGGACAGCAACACCAGUAUCUGCAUCACUAUCGAACCAGGCCUGCUUCUGAAGGGAGACAUCUUGCUGAAGUGUUACCACAAGAGGUACAGAAGCCCGAUCAGAGAUGUGGUGUUCAGGGUGCAGUUCCACACUUGCGCCAUCCACGACCUGGGAGUUGUUUUCGGGAAGAAUGAGCUGGACGAGACCUUCAAAGAUGAGAGGUUUCCAGAGUAUGGCAAGGUGGAGUUUGUCUUCUCAUAUGGACCGGAAAAAAUCAGAGGCCUGGGCCACCUGGAGAACGGGCCGAGCGUCUCUGUGGACUACAACACCCAGGAUCCACUGAUCCGCUGGGACUCUUAUGAUAACUUCAGCCAUCGCUGUGAGGACACUGCAGAUGGCGAGCACGAUGUUGUUCAUACCCAAGGUCCACUUGAUGGAAGCCUAUAUGCCCGGGUCCGCAAGAAAGACUCCCUGGAGGGAGUUGUCACCAUCAACGGCCUCCCAGUCCAUGAAAACCCCUUGACCAGUGCCAAGAACUCGUUGCAAAACGCCAACCAUCCCCUCCAAACCGCUGACCAGACACUUCCUGUGGCAGGCCACGCCUCCCUCCCUGCUGUCGACCACACCCUCUCCGUAAGCAGCGACUCAGGCAACUCUACCGCAUCCAUCAAGACCGAUCGCACUGAUGAGCACAGCCAGUCCGUGCAGAACGCUGUGAACCACAACAACCCGACAGUGACCAACCCCCCACUCAGCCCACAGGAGAAGAGAGAGCUCGAUCAGCUUCUGAGCGGCCUUGAGGCGCCGACUCAUCAACGGCAAGCCUACCUGUCCACAUCCACCAGUCCAGGAGGUGGAGUUCGACACCUGGUCCCGGCACAGGUGCACGUCAACGGGGGCCACACCAGGCUGGUGGGUGCCCCUUCAACUGAGGAGCGGGAGACAGAUAUUCUAGACGACGAGCUGCCCAAUAGCCAAGAGGGCAACAGUGUGGACAGCUUGGGCACAAUUUCUUCCCUAGACGGCCAGGCGACACCAGCUGACCUCUACUACCCGUCACAGACACCUGUCAGCGGGCAGAACGACGGGCCGUACCUUGAGAGAGGCGUUCUUGGGGAAAAGUUGACAGAAAUGCCUGUGCAUGGAGUGCGAACUCCCACGGCGAUGCAGGAGAGGUCUGUGGACUCUGCAUCACCACAAGGGGGAUACAACAACUACCAGAACGGAGGGGGGAUGUACCACUCGCAGUCGUUCGGGAAUCCGCCACCCAGCAGCCCUGAAACCAAUCCUAAACUGAUGCCCAGGGCCCCGGAGAGGAGCACCAGUAGCCGAGAGGCCGUUCAAAGAGGUCUCAACACUUGGCACCAGUAUAGCCUCCCAGAUGAUCCGUUCGGCCCUCCUCUCCAGUCAACACAUAGCUUGCCCCACUUCCCCACCCCAGCCUCGCAGCGGGACAUUGAGCAGUCCAUCGAGGCACUCAACAUGCUCAUGCUUGACCUGGACCCAAUCAACUCCCACAUGUCCAAGUCCCACAGUGCGCCCCCCGGGGACAACAACCUGAAUUCAUCACAGGCGCCCUUCUCCCAGACCCUUGCCAGACCCUCGUACCAAGCGGACUCUGCCAUCCACGGCUACAACAACUCCGGGUCAGUCAACAAUUCCUUUCACCGAUCGGCUGGGAGAGUGUCAACGUUGCCCAACCAGAGCCCAGUUAUGGAGUCUCCAGUCUAUUCUCCCCAGAGGCCCAACGCCAGCUACCAACACCAAAACACCACCCCAACACACACCCCUGAGCCCUACCUCCACCCACGCCAACCAGCCCACCACUACCCCACUGAUCCCUCUUCUAAUCUGAACCAGCAGGCACCGCUGAAGCCUGUGAACUCAUACCCAAGCGGCGGGGUUUCCCACUCCCCAGACCUGCAGGGUUCGUCUCCUUACCCAGGCUACAGUGCUUCCUCUUCCCCUCUCCCCGCUCUCACCCCCCAGCCCAAGGAUACCUCUUCUUCCUCCUUGGCCCGAGAGCAAGAUGCAGAGGAGGAGACACUAAACUUGGAAGGUCUGGUGGCUCACCGCAUCGCUGGAGUUCGCUCCAGAGGGAUGACCCCAGAAGUGACGCAAGAGAUGGGCCGGCGUCGGACCACCAGCGAGGGACAGUACCAGAGCGGCCAUGACAAUCCGCCGACAAGUCAUUCACCAGACUUUGCCAACAACCUGGCCCUUAACCCAGGAGGAAGACCCAGAGAGGGUCCCAUGCACAGCUACCGGGAGGCGUUUGAGGACGACAAGGCGGACGGUUUCAACAGUCCAACUUUUGGAGGCGGUGCUCGCUCUCCUCCAGGUCUGGCCAAGACUCCUUUGUCAACGCUGGGACUGAAGCCACAUCAACACGGUGGAUCAGAUAAUCGCAGUUUUGGGGACUCCAGAGCACAAGCGUUCAACACUCCUCUCUCCUCCAGCAGUCCAAUUCACAGCACUGAUGGAAGGAGGAUUGGAUCUUCGGAUGCCCCCCCUCACAGCCCCGCCCUCUCCUACCCCCACAGACCAGCUUCCCCCGAGGGCUCCCAGGUCAACAUCAUGGGCGUCCACACCGUCCCUGGCAGCCCCAACACCCUCCACCGCACAGUGGCCACCAACACGCCACCAAGCCCCGCCCUACAGAGACGCCUGGGUCAAGCCAGCCCCUCGCUGGCCAGACACCCGCCUCCGGCCGGCGUCCCCUCCAGCCCUCUGAUCGGCAGAAGCCCUAAAAUAGUAGCCGCUGGUGUGCCUCCCAGCCCCCUGAUGGGGCGCCGCACAGCAGCGAGCGGCCACAGCACACCUGAUGAGCUGGGGGCUGCUUCUCGCCAGGGGAGCGCCCAGCCGCCCUCCACGCCCGCCUUCCCCGUCUCCCCGCAGCUGCCGGAGAAGAGGCACAUGUCGAGUGGAGACGCGGAGAGGAUGGACAACAAUAACCUGACACCGACACCGGCCAGCGGAGGCAGCACACCAAAUCUGUCUGGCACUCACAUGCUCCCAGACAUCUCCAAGUCCAUAUAUGAUGGUUAUCCAGACAUUAAGAUGAAUGUCAAGUUUGUCCAGGACACCUCCAAGUUCUGGUACAAGCCAGACAUCUCCAGAGAGCAAGCCAUCAACCUGUUGAAGGACAGGGAGCCCGGGGCGUUCAUCAUCAGGGACAGCCAUUCCUUCCGCGGGGCCUACGGUCUGGCCAUGAAGGUGGCCUGCCCCCCGCCGACUGUCCAACAAAACAAAAAAGUUGGCGACUUGACUAACGAGCUGGUGAGGCACUUCCUGAUUGAGACGAGCCCUAAGGGCGUCCGUCUGAAGGGUUGUCCCAACGAACCCUACUUUGGUUGUCUCUCUGCCCUGGUGUACCAGCACUCGAUGACUCCUCUGGCUCUGCCCUGUAAGCUGAUGAUCCCCACCAAAGACCCAAACGAAGAGGCGUUGGAGCUUGCCACGCCCACUGAUCCAGUCGUUGAACUUCUCAAGCAGGGAGCAGUCCAGAAGGUUCCUGAGGAAGCCCAUGCGUGCAAUGUCCUCUACAUCAACUCUGUCGACAUGGAAUCUCUCACGGGGCCUCAGGCCAUUGCCAAAGCGAUCAGUCAGACGCUGGCGACCAACCCUCUGCCCGCUGCGACCACCGUCCACUUCAAGGCGUCUGCGCAGGGCAUCACGCUCACUGACAGUCAGAGGAAACUUUUCUUCAGGCGACAUUAUCCCAUCAACACGAUAACCUACUGUGACACUGAUCCCCAGGACAGAAAAUGGGGCAAAGAAGGAGGUGGCUCAGUGAAGCUUUUCGGAUUCGUCGCAAGGAAACAAGGAAGCACAACAGACAAUGUCAGCCACCUGUUCGCUGAGCUGGACAUAGACCAGCCCGCCUCCGCCAUCGUCAGCUUUGUCUCCAAGAUGAUGAAACGGUGAAACCCCCCAGCGUGUAAAUGGCGGUGGCCAUUUAGAAAUCUUCGUCUGCGUCUUUUUGGCCAGGACUGGAUGGCGUCCCCUUUUUUUUUCUGUUUCCUGUUGGUUUGUUUCUGUUUCCUUCCUCUCUUUUUUUCUCUCUGCCUUGCUGGUUUGUCUUGACUUUGGUCUUUUUUGGAAGAGUCUAUUUGAAGGAUUUGGUGUGGAUCCAAAGUGGCGCUAGAGGAUGUGUGGUGUGGAGCUGUGAACGUGACAAACAUGGAGGCCAUUGAAGGGAGAGAAUUUAUUCACAGGGUAACCUGUACUAAAAGAAAAUGCUAGCUAAAGACUAAAGGAACAAUGCUAAGUUUAGUCGGGGAACAUGUAAGGACUUGUAUGUUUCAGGGUUUUCUGUUGUCGUUUUGAUUGAUUUGAUUUACCAAAGGUAGUUGCAAUACAAGUGCAAGAAUGAUGUAGCUAUUAAGCCAUUAUUAUUUCCUCUUUUCAAAAGAUGAAGUGUUGAACAAAACAAAAAAAAAAAAAGAAAAGAAAUACGGUUUCUUCUUGAACUUGUCUUCAGGAAAAAAGUUGGCCUUGAUGGCUUUUAGCAAAACAGUGUCUGAAGACCUUAUGCAUGUUAGCUUGAUCUUUAAGCUUGGUUCUUCUACCUUCCACAAAAGUCAUUGUGAAAUCCUUAGAGUGGUCUUUUCCAGGUCUGUUGUGUGUUGGAAAGGGCUCUGCAGUGAAACAAUGACUGAUCUAAACUGCGCAUAGCAGACCAGACUCAAACCCCCCCCCCCCCCCCGCCCCCGCCACGCUAAGGUCACCGCACUUUGUGUCAGUGCAGCCACACUUGCAUCACCUCGGCCUCUGGUCCAAGCCCGAUCGCUCUCUCUCUCCCUUUCUCUCUCAAAACCCGCUUAUUGGAUUACUCUCGCCUGAAAUCAGCAAGCUCCUGAUAGCAUGGCAGACGGAGAGAGGAAGA
Molecule: messenger RNA, 5680 nt
Organism: Seriola dumerili (greater amberjack)
Lineage: Eukaryota; Metazoa; Chordata; Actinopteri; Carangiformes; Carangidae
Gene: tns1a
Product: tensin-like
Exons: 30
Coding region: 154-4719 (1521 amino acids)
Biological process (GO): fibroblast migration
Molecular function (GO): protein binding
Source: RefSeq, a predicted model, not a curated record